Molecule: messenger RNA, 4596 nt
Organism: Myxocyprinus asiaticus (Chinese sucker)
Lineage: Eukaryota; Metazoa; Chordata; Actinopteri; Cypriniformes; Catostomidae
Product: voltage-dependent L-type calcium channel subunit beta-4
Exons: 13
Coding region: 296-1753 (485 amino acids)
Biological process (GO): neuromuscular junction development; chemical synaptic transmission; regulation of voltage-gated calcium channel activity
Cellular component (GO): voltage-gated calcium channel complex
Molecular function (GO): protein binding; high voltage-gated calcium channel activity
Source: RefSeq, a predicted model, not a curated record
GAUUGAGGAAGGCUCUGCUCUCCUGCUUUGUUUAUGGAAGCUGAUAAAAUGUCAGGUGUCUGCAGCCUCUGGGGAGAGCCCCACUUCUUUAUGAUGUGAUCGAUCAUGGUUCAUUCUCCAUUCAUACAAUACGCUGACUUCAGGAGGUGAUAGGGUGGCUGCUGUCUGCUUAUCAUUCCUGCUUUGGUGCUCUUUUUGUGGGCAAGUGGAUUGUAAGAGAGCGUAUCCCUGGAGCUUCCUUAUACCUCAUUUCUAUUUGAUCGUUAAGGAGAUCCUUUGGGAAUAUCAAACCUCCAUGUACGACAAUUUGUACCUGCAUGGAUUCGAAGACUCUGAGGCGGGUUCGGCUGACUCCUACACAAGCAGGCCCUCUGACUCAGAUGUCUCUCUUGAUGAGGAGCAGGGAGGUCAGCAGGAGAAAGAGCAGCAGGCCACCGUCCAGCUGGAGAGGGCGAAGGCUAAAGCAGUGGCCUUUGCCGUGAGGACAAAUGUCAGCUACUGUGGUGCUCUGGAUGAGGAUGUCCCUGUCGCUGGCACUGCUAUUUCCUUUGAUGCUAAAGAUUUUCUUCACAUAAAGGAAAAGUACAACAAUGACUGGUGGAUUGGGCGACUGGUGAAGGAAGGUUGUGAUAUCGGCUUCAUCCCCAGUCCUGUAAAACUGGAGAACAUUCGCCUACAACAGGAGCAAAAAAGGAGCCGCUUCCACGGGAAGUCCAGUGGGAACUCCUCCUCCAGUCUGGGUGAAAUGGUGUCAGGCACCUUCAAGCCCAACCCUCCUUCUGCAGGAAAGCAGAAACAGAAAUUGGCUGAGCACAUUCCUCCAUAUGAUGUGGUCCCCUCCAUGAGGCCUGUGGUCUUAGUUGGCCCAUCACUUAAGGGCUAUGAGGUGACAGAUAUGAUGCAGAAAGCACUCUUUGACUUCCUGAAACACAGGUUUGAAGGCAGGAUAUCAAUCACAAGAGUAACUGCAGACAUUUCUUUAGCAAAGAGAUCUGUGCUGAAUAAUCCCAGUAAGAGAGCCAUCAUCGAGAGAUCCAACACCAGAUCCAACUUAGGUGAGGUUCAGAGUGAGAUAGAGCGGAUCUUUGAAUUAGCCAGAUCCCUUCAGCUGGUUGUACUGGAUGCAGAUACAAUCAACCAUCCAGCCCAGCUCAUCAAGACCUCUUUAGCUCCCAUUAUCGUCCAUGUCAAAGUGUCUUCUCCAAAGGUAUUGCAGCGGCUAAUCAAAUCACGAGGGAAAUCUCAGAGCAAGCAUUUAAAUGUACAACUGGUUGCAGCAGACAAAUUAGCUCAGUGUCCUCCAGAAAUGUUUGACAUUAUUUUGGAUGAGAACCAGCUUGAGGAUGCAUGUGAACACCUAGCUGAGUACAUAGAGGCCUACUGGCGUGCAACUCACACGUCCCUCAGCACUCCCCUGAACCCUCUACUGGGCCGCAACCUGGGUUCCACUGCGCUGUCUCCAUAUCCCACAGCCAUCUCUGGACUACAGAGCCAAAGAAAUAAAAACAGCAAUCAUGUCACCGACCACUCUCCAGUGGAAAGGUGCAGCUUGAUGAUCUCUGAUGAAAACUAUCACAACAACGAACGGCAAAAGAAGAGUCAUAACCGUCUGUCCUCCAGCUCCCAGCAAAGCCGUGACCACUACCCUCUGGUUGAGGAGGACUACCAAGAUCCCUAUCAAGAUGCAUACAAACCCCACCGCAACAGGGGCUCCCCUGGGGCCUACAGUAACGACUCACGGCAUAGACUCUAAAUUAAUAUCCAAUAGUUCUGAGAUAACUCUCAUGUAAUUGUGUAAGCCCUUUUCUGAAAAUCCAGUGCAAUACAGGUCCUCACCCAUGGGCUGUCUCAACUAAAAACAAAAUUCAAACAACCUGGUCCGUCUAGGUAAGACCGCUGUUCGCAGCCCAUGCAUAUCUCUUGUAAGGCAGUUGGAGAUUGGAGGUGCAGAUACUUAUGUGCAUUGGUUAAGAGAAGAUGAUAUCUUGGAGGAGUGAGAACUAUAGUACAAGCAGACCAUUUCUGGUCCAUAAUUUCAUUUAGUUCAGGCUUAUGCCCUAGGUCUAAUUCACAGGGUUUUCUGCAUUCUCUAUAUUUGCAGGACUUGCUGUAGUGGCAUGCUAAUUUUUACUCUGAACUACUGUAGUGCUGGCAUGCAGAAAUGCUCACUCAGCACAGAGCCUUUUUGCAUGAUCGCAUUAGCCAAUGGAAGCAGAGUGUCGUGCAUUCACUGUUUUGUUUAUUUCUAUUUUGGUUUUCAUUUGGAUGUUCUUCCCCUAUACCCAGAGUUACAGAGCUGGAUAACUGCGCCAUAAUAUCCUAAAUAUUGAUUUGACCUUUCUGUAUUUCCCCAUUUAUGAAGAACAUCAAGCCUAUUUUUUAACUAAUAGGAUUUUUUUGCAUUUGUGCAGAUGUAAGGAGAUGGCGGCCUGAAAGUGAAUGGUGACUUAGACUAACAUGUAAGGAUGGGAAUUGUAAUGAAUAUAAUGGUUCCAUUGACAAAGUACACAAAACACAGUAACAAUUCUUGGUUCAAUUCCAGUUGGACAUUAUGAAAUUAAUGACUAGCGGUUCGCAAGUUAUUCACUAAAAAAACAAGCUGAUAAGAGUCAUUCAUUUGGGAGGUAGCACUGGAUGUUUUGCGGUGCAGAUUUAAAAGAACCAACGCAUAAGAGUCAUUUGUUCAGGAACCAGACUAUGUUGGUCACACUGUACUGUACAUUUCACUCUGUAAAUUCAAAAGAAUCGGCUAAUAAGAAUCAGUGGUGGUGAUUUUGAUUCAUUUCAGUGACUCGAUUCUUUUGAUUCCGUUCACCGAAAAGAUUCCUUCAGAUUCGUUCAUUGAUUCGUUCACUGAACAUAUCUUCAAGUUAUGCCUUUGUGCCUGCAGAUGGCACCAAAUGGCGGCCUUUUAAGUAAUUGCAUUGAACCGAAAGCAAUAAUUCUCGAAAAGAACAAGUCUAAUUAUCCUUUAUUAUAAUUCUACUAUGAGACUUCAGCACUGCAGAGUGUUAAAGCAUUCCUCACAAAUUACAACAAAGCAAAUCUGUCAUACUUGUCAACUGCUGAGCAUGACUUUUUAUCAAUUUAUACUAAAAAAAAAGGACAACAGUACUAGCCUAAAAAUAACUAUGAGUUUCAAUAACGUCCGUAUGUCAUUGUAAUGUGUGAUCAUCACUCACUUAUUCAUAAUUCAUCCGGCCCCUUUUCUUGUUGAACAAGAUUGAAGAUACGAAUGAAUGUCAUGCAUCUCCUCCUCCCAGGCAGCAGAUCAUAGUUCAUCAUAGUUUGGGAAUCAGACUACACUGAUCGUGCUGUAUAUUUCGAGCUGUUGAUUCAAAAGAACUGGAAAAUGUUAGUCAUCCAUUUGGGAAUCAGACUAUUCUCGCUGUAUAUUUCAUGCUUUAGAUAUAUAAGAAUGCACGUUCGAGAACUGGUAACAGAACGGAAAGACAUGAGAAACAUUUAGUUUACAUACCCUACUAACAUACUAUGAAAUUGAAUGGUGACUGAGACUAACAUACAGCCUAAGAUCUCCUUUUUGUGUUCCAUGGUAGAGAGAAUGUCAGACAGGUUUGGAACAACAUGAGGGUGAGUAAAUGAUGACAGAUUUUGUUCUUGAAAAUAAUGUUACUAUGCAAAGAAAUCUUAAUUAUCCUAAAACAGGCUUCAUUUUCUACAUGUAAAAUUAAUUUCCCCCGUUCUUUGGGUGUUCUUGUGGUUUUUUUAACAGAGUAGCCUACUCACAGGAGUUUGGUUUGAUGCUCAUAUCGCAUAACAUUUUCUGUGGCAUAUUUCCUUGCUGUGGUUUGUUUUUAGCUAUUGGGUUCUGGUUGUGGUCUUGAUACCGCAAAAAUGUGUAGCAGCUACUGUAAGUUGAGAUUCAUUCUUUCAUUAAACCUUUCUGUGGAUCAAUAUGUCUAUAAAAAAAUAUCUCUGUCCUGUUGAGGUUUAUGAGACUAUUUAGUGUGUGCCUGAGCAAUAGUAAAGAUUUUGUGUGUCGUAGCAGGUGCACUGGAGGUUUAUAUGUGAUUUUAAAAAUGCUGGAAAUUAAAUUUAGAUAAUUCAACUUAAGACAAGAUACAAGUUACAAGCUACAAAAAUAAAUGCGUUUAUUUAUUUAUUUUUGUGUGAAGGUUUCAAAAUCAAUCAAAAUUUGAAAAAUGCCAAAUUAUGUUUCAUUGUCAUCAGAUAAACCACUCAAGAAAAUAAUUCUGUUUCAUAAGCACAGUUAUUUGAAUGUUAUCAGGAUGUUGACAUUUGUGUUUUACUUGACUCAUUUCUUGGUAUUACAAAUUAGAGUUCUGCAAUGCGAUUUAAUUACCUGACUUGUUGUGUUGGCAUGUACAGAUCACAGAUUCUGAUUUCUUUCCUCUUACAGAAAUUGCCGUUGUGCGUUUGUAACAGCACAACAUAGAUGGAACACAAGCAGUGUUCAAGGAAUAGUUCACCCAAAAAUGAAAAUUCUCUCAUUUACUCAUCCUGAAGAGAUGUGUAUGACUUUCUUUUUUCUGCUGAACACAAACCAAGAUUUUUAGAAGAAUAUCUCAGCUCUGUAGGUCCAUACAAUGCAAGUGAAUGGUAGCCAGGACUUUG